This is a messenger RNA of Torulaspora delbrueckii, 2748 nucleotides long. RefSeq names its product mitogen-activated protein kinase kinase kinase kinase STE20 (gene STE20). The coding region runs from base 1 to 2748 and encodes 915 amino acids. The record is from RefSeq and is a predicted model, not a curated record. Lineage: Eukaryota; Fungi; Ascomycota; Saccharomycetes; Saccharomycetales; Saccharomycetaceae. Gene Ontology annotation, biological process: intracellular signal transduction; protein phosphorylation; regulation of MAPK cascade. Gene Ontology annotation, cellular component: cytoplasm. The transcript has a single exon. Gene Ontology annotation, molecular function: ATP binding; protein serine/threonine kinase activity.
AUGGCUGAAGAAUUGGCCUCAAGGAUGUCACAAUCACGGGAUGAGGGAGACGACACUGGACAAGUGACUGGUGGUGACCAUGAGAAAAUAUACCAAACGGUUGAACAACCAUCACUGAGCCCGAUAAUUAACCAGGAUGAUCUGUCAAAUAACUUUGACUUACCAAGGGCUGCCGGUACGUUAAAUGUCAACGCCUAUCAUGAGGAAAGUGAGACGGACUCAAAGGCUAUUGGUGGUUAUAGAUCAAUGGAUCCGAAGGCCCAAUCUAACGAUGACAACGAGUUGACCAAUUCUGCUACAUUAGAUGAUCCAAUACAAUUCACGAGAGUCUCUUCCUCAUCCGCUAUAAGUGGUGCAUCUUCUUUUGAAUACGAUGGAAAUAACCAAGAGGACGAUAUACUCAGAGGAGAUGGUAAGGUGCAAAUAGGAGGUAAGGGUAUUAAUAAAGAACGAGGUGAAGUAGACUCGAAGAAUCAUUACAAUAAUAUAUCAACUGGCAGAACACAGGGCAAUGAUGGCUCCACGGUUGGUGACAAGACCAAUUCCACAAUCCGUGGCUCUGGUGCCGAACAGCAAGUCAAUGGUACUCCCAAUGAUACCUUCACGGCUAGCGAAAGCCUUUUCGACACUUCUUCAGGAAAUCUGAGCAGCGUGUCAAAGACUAUCUUGCCGUCGAUGUUUGCUACAGAACCAAGGCAACAAUCGCAUACUCCAGUGAGCACACCCGUGAUUCCUCAAGAGCCAUCAUCCUCGGUAUCCGAGCAAUCGACAGCUAGCAAAGGAAUGAAUUCACCGUUCAGACCAUUCACGAACAAAGCGGGAGCCACAAGUAGUCCGAAAAUUACUCAUGUCUCAACGCCCUCCCCAUCUUCCACUGCUGGCAAGAGUGAUUCAAGUAAGAGGAAGAGUAGCGGCAGUAGUCGAAUGAAGGGUGUGUUUACAUCAUUUGUUCAAAAUAUCAAGAGAAACUCUCAAAGUGAAAGAAGUAGAUCGGGAAGUAGUGUCAAGAUAUCGACACCUUACAACGCUAAACAUGUCCAUCAUGUUGGCGUGGAUGCCAAGACUGGGGAGUACACUGGUCUACCUGAGGAAUGGGAAAGAAUGCUCACAUCGAGUGGUAUCUCUAAAAAAGAGCAGCAACAGAAUAUGCAAGCCGUGGUGGAUAUUGUCAAGUUCUAUCAAGACGUUGCCGAAUCAAGUGGUGAAGAUAAAGUUUUCAAAACCUUUAAUGUGAAUGGCUCAAACAUCCACAACAUCAGCACACCUUCACUCAGAACACCGUCAAAUUCUUCUGUAAGUAGGUUCGAGGGAAAAGAUGGUUCUUCAACACCAGAGCUUGUAAGACAAACUCCAAAAUUCCAACAGCCAUUUAGCACGACAUCCCAUGGCGACAACACAAAAAACUCGCCUGCUGCAAUUGGAGCUCUAGAGACACAAAACGCGACUUCCAACGGUAAGUUUAUACCCAGCAGACCGGCCCCCAAACCCCCCGGGCAGUCAGCUCCAAAUAAUAUAAUAUCACCUUUAGCUGCUUCUGGGAAGCCUUCCACGCCGCCAAUCCAAAAAAGCUCCAGUCUAGUGUCAUUACCGUCACGUAAGGGUACCAUCAAAAAGGAUGAACAGCCUCUACCUCCACUUCCACCAGUAGAGGUUGACAAAAUCGAUACCAAGACUGAGAAUAAAGAUGAAAAGUCAAUGCCUCAGGUUCCAAAGUCAAGUGGCACCCAGACGGCACCAUCUAGAGAGGCCUCGAAGAAAGCGCAUGCAGCUCUUGCGGAGAAAAAGGCUGAAGAGAGGGAGAGACGGACCAAACAGCUUUAUGCCAAGCUUGCAGAGAUAUGCACCGAUGGCGACCCCAGCAAGAUGUAUCUGAACUUGACAAAAAUCGGGCAAGGUGCGUCAGGCGGUGUCUAUACAGCAUAUGAGGUAGGGACGAAUGCUUCCGUUGCGAUAAAGCAAAUGAAUCUUGAAAAGCAGCCCAAGAAAGAGUUGAUUAUAAACGAAAUUCUCGUAAUGAAAGGCAGCAAGCACCAGAACAUUGUGAAUUUCAUCGACUCGUAUGUGCUGAAAGGAGACCUCUGGGUUGUCAUGGAGUACAUGGAGGGUGGCUCUUUGACAGAUGUUGUAACCCAUUGCAUCCUCACUGAGGCACAGAUCGGUGCAGUCUGUAGAGAAACUCUAAGAGGUUUACAAUUUCUUCAUUCGAAAGGUGUUAUUCAUCGUGAUAUUAAGUCUGACAACAUAUUAUUAUCCAUGAACGGCGAGAUCAAGCUUACGGAUUUUGGUUUCUGUGCACAAAUCAACGAGAUUAAUUUAAAAAGGACAACAAUGGUGGGUACUCCAUAUUGGAUGGCCCCAGAGGUUGUUUCCAGGAAGGAGUAUGGCCCAAAGGUAGAUAUUUGGUCCUUGGGUAUAAUGAUUAUCGAGAUGAUUGAGGGAGAACCGCCUUAUUUGAAUGAGACACCUCUGAGGGCGCUCUACCUUAUUGCCACAAAUGGUACACCUAAACUGAAAGAACCUGAAGUCUUGAGCCCUGAACUCAAGAGCUUUUUGGCCUGGUGUCUAAACGUGAAUCCUGAUACAAGAGCUAGCGCUACCGAGCUCUUAAGAGAUGUUUUCAUCACACAGUGCGCUGAUGAGAAUGAAUCUUUAGCUCCAUUAGUGAAACUUGCGCGUAUGAAGAAAAUAGCCGAAAAGAUGGACAGCGGUGAUGAAGAAAGUGGUGGCAAUGGCUCAAGAGAGGAUUAA